UCAGAAUCAACUAUUGCCGUGCGACAGAUGAAGUGUCGGCUCAGGAGAGAUUUUUAUGCCGCACGCUUUCUGAACCAUUUUUAAAACAAAAUGGACAUUUUAAAGGCAGAAAUCGUACGGAAGAGGAGGUUGGUGGAAGAGAAAGAGCUUAUGGACAACACAAAGAAGUAUUUCAAGCGAGCUGAUCUAGCCAGGAAGGAGGAAGAGGAGUAUUUCAAAAAAUGUGGAUACAAAGUUGCUCAUGAACAGCCUGUGACACAGCUGGAGAAGACGCAGCAGCAGCAGCAGCAGCAACAGCAGAAGGAAACCGCUCAGUCCACAUCAUCCAACCCUGUUCUAGAGCUGGAGCUCAGUGAGGAGAAGUUACCCAUGACCCUCUCUCGCCAGGAGGUGAUCCGUCGCCUGAGGGAGCGUGUCGAGCCGGUACGUCUGUUUGGAGAGACCGAUUACGAUGCCUUUCAGAGGCUCCGCAAGAUUGAGAUUCUCGCACCGGAAGUGAACAAGGGUUUGAGGAACGACCUGAAGGCUGCUAUGGAUAAGAUUGAUCAGCAGUAUUUGAAUGAGAUUGUAGGAGGACAGGAAGCUGGAGAUCCAGACACACAGGAUGAUCUUAAAGUACAUGAGGAAAACACCACCAUCGAAGAGCUGGAGGCUUUGGGUGAGUCUCUGGGCACCGGAGAUGAUUUUAAAGAUAUGGACGUUAUAGACAAAGUGAUGCGGUUUUUGCUGGGCGUUUGGGCCAAAGACCUGAACAGCAGAGAGGACCAUAUUAAGCGUAGCGUUCAGGGAAAGCUGGCCAGUGCCACUCAUAAACAGACGGAAUCGUACUUAAAGCCCCUCUUUAGAAAACUGCGCAAGAAGGCUUUACCGGCAGAUAUUAAGGAGUCGAUCACCGACAUCAUAAAGUUCAUGCUGCAGAGAGAGUAUGUGAAGGCGAAUGAUGCGUACCUGCAGAUGGCCAUAGGGAACGCUCCGUGGCCCAUCGGUGUGACCAUGGUGGGAAUCCACGCUCGUACCGGCCGAGAGAAAAUCUUCUCUAAACACGUGGCUCACGUUCUCAACGACGAAACCCAAAGAAAAUACAUCCAGGGGCUGAAAAGGUUAAUGACGAACUGUCAGAAGCAUUUCACAACAGAUCCUUCAAAAUGUGUGGAAUACAACGCUCUGUGACUCUCAAUCUCUCUCUCUCACACACACACACACACACACACACACACACACACACACAGCCCCCCUAGUUUUGGUGUUUCUAUUGUAAAUACACUGUAAAUAUUGUCAAAGCAACAGUCUGAAUAAAUGUUUUUUAAAAGAA
This is a messenger RNA of Tachysurus vachellii, 1312 nucleotides long. Its product is annotated as pre-mRNA-splicing factor 18-like. Bases 91 to 1170 code for a protein of 359 amino acids. Gene Ontology annotation, biological process: RNA splicing; generation of catalytic spliceosome for second transesterification step. The record is from RefSeq and is a predicted model, not a curated record. Gene Ontology annotation, cellular component: U4/U6 x U5 tri-snRNP complex; U2-type post-spliceosomal complex; U5 snRNP. The transcript has 11 exons. Lineage: Eukaryota; Metazoa; Chordata; Actinopteri; Siluriformes; Bagridae.